AUGGCUAGCAGAGCCAAUUGUGGGUAUGAAGUUGCAAUGCAGAUUGCGUUGGGAGCUCUUUUAUUAUGCGCGGCUUCCUCCGAAGAAAUGAAUGGCUCAUCAAUAAAUAUAGGUGCUAUAAUCGCGUUAGACACAACUAAUGGAAAAAUAGCUAAAACUGCUAUUGAAUUGGCGGUUGAAGACGUAAACAGAAAUACCAGCGUUCUGAAUGGCACGAUCCUCAACAUUCAUAUCCGAGACUCCAAACAAGAUUCACUCACAAGUGCUUCUGCAGCAUUGGAACUGAUAAGAAAAGGAUGUGUAAGCAUAGUCGGCCCACAGACAUCCCUGGGGGCUAUCCCUGCAAUAAACGAUGCCUUGCGAGAUGUGGAGGCAAAAAUUGUUUUGAAAGUUGCAGUGCUUCCCCAGGCCAACAUCUCUUCAAUGAGAAAGCUUCUUGAGGAUGAGCUGAUGGGGCUGGAGUUACGAGUAUUCAUCGUGCAUAUGCAUGUUGAUUUAGCUCUAAUGCUAUUUUCCGAGGCCUCCAUAUUAGGAAUGAUAGGCAGUGAGUAUGUAUGGAUCAUUACCGAUGCAUGUGCCAACCUAUUGGACUGGUCGAAUGCUACUUCUCUCCUUUCUAUGAAUGGUUUGUUGGGAAUCAGAAGAACACUCCGACAAACUGACCAGCCAAGAAUGAAUGAAUUUGCUAAAAGAUGGAAGCAGCGGUUUAGAGAACAGAAUCCUACUAUACAAAGACUCGACUUAAAUGCCCGUGCACUAGUUGCAUAUGAUAUAGUAUGGGCGGUUGCUUAUGCAAUCGAUCGCCUUCUGCGUCAGGGAUCGUUUAAUGGUGGUUUCUCAGCGACCUCUAGCAGCACCAAGAUUUUAAAUUUCAAGAUUUUUGACGGUGGAGAAGAUUUGCUUAAUCAGAUUCUUCACACACGCUUUCUUGGCCUUAGUGGCCCUGUUCGAAUAGAUAGAGAAAGGGAUGAACCUUUGGAGUGCUCAUAUGAUAUAAUAAAUGUUAUUGGAAAUAGUUAUAACGUAGUUGGGUCGUGGACAGAAAAGAGCCUGAAUAUAUCGUCAAAACAAUUAGUUCAUUGGGGCGGUGGAUCAAGAAAGACGUCGCGUGGGUGGGUGAAACCUGCGCCAGGAAAAAAACUUAAAAUAGCGGUGUCGUGGCAGCAAGGGUUUACACAAUUCAUCCGAGUAAAACCAGAUCAUUCCAGCGUAGGCGAAGAAAAGCAGAUUUAUGAGAUUACAGGCUUGUCUAUUGAAGUGUUCAAUUUGGUGCUCAAAAGACUGGAUUAUAAAUUGCCCUAUGAAUUGAUACCUUAUGGAACUGGCAAUGUCACUGCGGGCUACUAUGAUGACAUCGUCUACCAGUACCAGGUCUAUCUCCAGAAAUUCGAUGUUGUUGUGGGAGAUAUAACGGUGCUUGCAAAUCGUAGCAAGUAUGUGGAUUUCACACAGCCGUAUACGGAGUCGGUUCUAAUUAUGGAGCUGUUGUUUGGUGUCUGGAGCACAGACAAAAUCGGCAAUUUAGAGGAACGCCUCAGAAAUAAGUUUUCUGUUUCCACACUCUUCACGACUCAAAGGGAGAGGAUUGUAAGCGGUCUGGGUAAAGCAAUGGUCCUUAUUUGGCUUUUUGUAGCUUUUGUGUUAAUGUCUAGUUACACCGCCAGCCUGUCGUCGAUGCUUACCGAGAGACUUGGUGUGAAUAAAAGCGUACUUCGCCCAUAUUCAUCUGUAGAAGAGUACGCCAUUGCACUUAAGAAGGGACCCAGUAACGGAGGGGUGUUUCCAAAGGGAUCUCCGCUGGUUUUAGACAUUUCUAAGGCUAUAUUAAAUCUUUCAGAAAGCAAAGAUAUGCAAAAAAUUAGAGAUGAGUGGUUCAGUUCAAGUGAAAGCAAAUGCAACGUGAAGUCUGAGGAGUCGAAUCAAACAGAUUGA
Messenger RNA from Cryptomeria japonica (Japanese cedar), 1932 nucleotides. RefSeq names its product glutamate receptor 3.3-like. NCBI's taxonomy places the organism in Eukaryota, Viridiplantae, Streptophyta, Pinopsida, Cupressales, Cupressaceae. The coding region runs from base 1 to 1932 and encodes 643 amino acids. Gene Ontology annotation, molecular function: ligand-gated monoatomic ion channel activity; signaling receptor activity. Gene Ontology annotation, cellular component: plasma membrane. The record is from RefSeq and is a predicted model, not a curated record. The transcript has 9 exons.